Molecule: messenger RNA, 1920 nt
Organism: Malassezia restricta
Lineage: Eukaryota; Fungi; Basidiomycota; Malasseziomycetes; Malasseziales; Malasseziaceae
Product: endothelin-converting enzyme
Exons: 1
Coding region: 1-1920 (639 amino acids)
Biological process (GO): protein processing
Cellular component (GO): plasma membrane
Molecular function (GO): metalloendopeptidase activity
Source: RefSeq, a predicted model, not a curated record
AUGCCUCGACGCUCGUCGGAACAGGCGCCGCUGCUCGGGCGGCGACCCCGUCCCAACACGCUGUCGGCCGCGCAAGAGUCGCUCUCGCGCAUGGAGCAUGCGUCGGUGCUGUCGACGCGCGAUAUCGUGCUGAUGAUCGUGUGCCUGUGCCUCGUCGUCACGGGGCUGUACACGCUGAUCCAGUACGAUGACCGGCGCCGCAUGCACGACGUGUGCGUGUCGCGCCACUGCGUCAAGACAGGCGCGCGCGUCCUGCGUGCGCUCGACGAGUCGAUCGAUCCCUGCGACGACUUUGUCGCGUUCGCCACCGGCGGCUCACAGGCCAGGCGCGCGAACGGCACGCGGGUGCUCGACGAGGUGGCGUUAGACGUCGAUCGCGCUAUCCACAAGCUCGCGACGCGCCGCAUUCCCCGCGAGAUGCCCGACGCGGACGCACAGAAUCUCGGCAAGGUGCAGGCAUGGUACGCGGCGUGCCGCGCAACCAACGACACGCAGCCCGAGGCCGACACCGUCCGCGCCAUGCUGGCCAUGCCACGUCCUCACGCGCUCGCAUGGCUGCACGCACACGCGCUCGAGGCGUGGGGCCAGCUCAGCGUCCAGCCGGAUGCCAGCUCACCCGCGCACACGGCCACACUGCACCUCGCACCCCCGACACCCGCGUCCGUCAGCGAGAUCCAAGCGGGCUUGGCUCGGCUGCAGCACGCCGGCGUCUCGCUCGCCGCCCAGACCAGCGACAUUCACCACGUCCACGCCAGCCUCGCGCGCGCCGCGCCCGACGCCACCCUGCCCGUCGACGAGCUCGCUCGCCUCGCGCCGUCCGUCGACUGGGACGCGUACUUCGCCGCCCUCGGCACGCAGCCGACGCACGUCCGGACCAGCGCCACACUCCUGCGCUCCAUCGAACUCACAUGGACAGCCACACCCGAGUCCGUGUGGCGCGCCUACGCGGCAUGGGCGGCCGUACGCGCCCUCCCAGACGGCUCGCGCCGCGCCUGCGUACGGCACAUGCAGGCCUCGCUCGGCCCACUCGUGCACCGCUACUACGUCGCCGAGGCCUCCCUCUCCAGCGCCACCGCCGCUCACGCCGCCCGCAUGGCCGACGACAUUCGCGCUACCUACUUCCGCCGGCUGUACGAGCUGCCAUGGCUCGACGCCGAAACGAGACGCACGGCCCUCGCCAAGGCCUCCGCGCUGACGAUCCACGUCGCCUCAUCCGCCAGCGCACAAGACCUCGCGCAGCAGUACGCCGAUCUGCCCGUAUCGCAGGACAGCGCACAGAACGCCUGGCACGCCGGAGCGCACUCGAUGCGGCACGCCCUCGCGGAGCUCGGCGUAUCGCCCUACCACGCCCGCACCGGCCCAUGGACGGCCGUGCAGGCCACGUACCUGCCCGCCCACAAUGAGCUCGACAUCGGCGCAGGACUACUGCGCCCGCCGAUCCUCGAUACGGCCGCGCCCAUGUACCUCCGCUUCGGCGGUCUCGGCUCACUCCUGGCGCGCGACAUGUCGCAGGCCCUCGACGGCACAUGCGGCCAGCACUACGACGCCUACGGAACAAGACGCGAUUGGUGGUCAAACGCCACAGCCCACGCUUUCGCGCAGCUCGAAACCUGCCUCGCACAACAGGGCCGCGACGUCCCCGACGCCGUCGCAGACGACGCGGGCCUCGCUCACAGCUACCGCGCUUGGCACCACAUCCUCGACAACGGCGGCAUGCGCGUGUUCGAACAGAACCAGCGGCUGCCCGGCCUCGUGCUCUACUCCCACGAACAGCUGUUCUUCAUCGCGUACGCACAGCUCUGGGCCGAACGCGGCUCAGCUCGCGACGCUCGCCGCCUCCAUCAGGCCCUCACGCACUUUGCGCCCUUCGCCGCCGCCUUCGAGUGCAAGGCGCCCCGCACGCGCUGCGACGUUUGGUAG